This is a messenger RNA of Phalaenopsis equestris, 1190 nucleotides long. Its product is annotated as truncated transcription factor CAULIFLOWER D-like. Gene Ontology annotation, cellular component: nucleus. The transcript has 7 exons. Gene Ontology annotation, molecular function: RNA polymerase II cis-regulatory region sequence-specific DNA binding; protein dimerization activity; DNA-binding transcription factor activity, RNA polymerase II-specific. The record is from RefSeq and is a predicted model, not a curated record. Bases 201 to 953 code for a protein of 250 amino acids. Gene Ontology annotation, biological process: positive regulation of transcription by RNA polymerase II. Lineage: Eukaryota; Viridiplantae; Streptophyta; Magnoliopsida; Asparagales; Orchidaceae.
GCCAAUGAAAAAUCAACAGCACAAGGCAGAAAACCAUACUGGUUUUGCAAAACAGCCCAUCAGCUCCGAUCUCAGCUUUAUAUGCCCUGUGCCCGGUGCACAUAUAUCUCUAUAUAUAUUCCCCCCCGCCGUGGCCAUCUUCACAGCCACAUUUCUCCAUUGCAGUUCGGCUCUUAGGGUUCUAAGGAGCACGGAGAGAGAUGAGGAGGGGAAGAGUUCAGCUGAAGAGGAUCGAGAACAAGAUAAACAGGCAGGUGACGUUCUCGAAGAGGCGAUCGGGGUUGCUCAAGAAGGCCCACGAGAUAUCCGUCCUCUGCGACGCCGAGGUGGCGCUCGUCAUUUUCUCCGCGAAGGGGAAGCUCUAUGAGUACUCCACCGACUCCUGCAUGGAUAGGAUUCUUGACCGUUAUGAGCGGUACUGCUAUGCCGAAAAAGCGCUCCAGAUUACAGAACCGGAGUCACAGGGGGACAUAUGCAAUGAAUACGGAAAGCUUAAGAAUAAGAUUGAAGCAUUGCAGAAAAGCCGAAGCCAUCUCAUGGGUGAGCAGCUAGACAGUCUAAGCAUUAAAGAGCUUCAACACUUGGAGCAGCAGCUUGAAACUGCUCUGAAGCUUAUAAGAACCCAAAGGAUCCAGCUACUCCUUAAUUGCAUAACAGAGUUUCAGAGAAAGGAGAAAUCUCUGCUGGAACAUAACAGUCUUCUGGAGGCGAAGUUGUGCUCUUUCCAACUUGAUCCGCAGAUCACCGAGACUGCUACCCAGAAUCCAAACAGGAAACAACAAAAACAAGACCAAGUAAACUCCUCGCCGUCUCCCUUCCUACCACCAAACCACCUUCCAACCCUGAAUUUGGGGCUAUACCCGGCGAGUGAUGGCGAGGAGGCUGAAGAUCCUACGCUUCUUCAGAUGAAUAGCAUCAGCCUGCCGCCAUGGAUGCUUCGCUCCUCAACCUAAUCCUGAACAGAAACACUGGUUGCUGUAGAUCUCCCGCAUGCGACCUUCUAAUCAAAUCCGGCUUAAAUCCGGCUCUGCUAAAAUAUCACAAGUCCCUAUGUAUACAGUGUUCUCUUGUAAUGCAUAACUGUGGUGUGUGCGCUCGCUGGAAUAUCGUACCAAAAUGUUUCUGGCAACAACGCUAAAAUACUUGAUGUAAAAGAUAUAAUAUCGUUGGGCGUUUAUAAGAUAAACAUU